CUUUUCCUCUCUCAUUCUCUCUCUCUCCCCCUCUGCCAUGGCUCUGCAAGUCUGGGAGACGUUGAAGGAGGCGAUCGUGGCCUACACAGGCCUCUCUCCGUCGACCUUCUUCACAGUCUUGGCUCUUGGAUUGGCCUUUUACUAUCUCAUUUCCAGUUUCUUUGGUCCUUCCGACUACGGAACACAUACUAGGGACUUAGGGGAGCAGCUCCAGCCUCUCCCUCCGCCUGUCCAAGUCGGUGAGGUUUCUGAGGAUGAGUUGAAGCAAUACGAUGGCUCCGAUCCUGAGAAGCCUCUGCUCAUGGCUAUCAAGGGUCAGAUCUACGAUGUUUCUCAGAGCAGGAUGUUCUAUGGACCUGGAGGGCCGUAUGCCCUUUUUGCUGGAAAGGAUGCCAGCAGAGCUCUUGCAAAAAUGUCGUUUGAAGAGAAAGAUCUGACAGGGGAUAUCUCUGGUCUUGGGCCAUUUGAACUGGAAGCCUUACAGGACUGGGAAUACAAAUUCAUGAGUAAAUAUGUUAAAGUUGGGACAAUCAAGAAGCCAGUUGCUGAAGGUGAUGCUGCGCCGGCUGCUGGUGAGCCUGCAGAAUCAAGCACAGCAGAAGUUAGCAGCAGCAGCAGCAAGCCUGCUGAAGACAGUCCCUCGGAAUCUCAUGCUGAUAAAGCCGCCGAGGAAACCCCUGCUGCUGCAAAAAACGUUGAAUAAUUUUUUUGUGAGUGGAGAACGAUGUGUACGUGUGGUCAUGUUUCAGUAAUCUUGUUUUAUAGAUAAGUGAAGUGUAGGUGUGUAGGAAGGUAUUACAGGUGGAGUUAAGACUUGAGAGUUUAUGUUACUCUUGUUCAACAAACAUCUGAUAAUAAGAUAAGUCUUUGAAUUUGGAAAUAGGACUCAGGUCUCUCUUUCCCCAAUUUGUUUGACCUGAUUGGAUUGAAACUGAAAGUUUGAACUAAUGAAUAAAAAUAAAUAGGGGAUUAGCAAUUC
Messenger RNA from Cucurbita moschata (crookneck pumpkin), 979 nucleotides. RefSeq names its product membrane steroid-binding protein 2-like. Gene Ontology annotation, cellular component: membrane; endomembrane system. The coding region runs from base 38 to 703 and encodes 221 amino acids. The transcript has 3 exons. The record is from RefSeq and is a predicted model, not a curated record. Lineage: Eukaryota; Viridiplantae; Streptophyta; Magnoliopsida; Cucurbitales; Cucurbitaceae.